ACCACACAAGUGCAAACGUGCAACACAAUAGCGCACUCCCCCGCCUCUCGCUCACUGCAGCUAGUUUGGGUAGCUGCUCCCCUGUUCCUGCUCUGCUUCGCUCACUGCAGGCAGCUGACAAGCUGAGCUGAGCUCCCUCCCCUGUUUGCACGUAUACACGAGGAGAAAAAACAGUAGCCGAGUAGAGAGUCCGUUGGCCAUGGUGGCGAUCACGGCGCCGAGCUCGAUGGAGCAGAUCCCGCUGACGCGGUGCCCCAAGGCCAAUGCGGGCCAGGCGGCCGCGGCCAUCCCGUGCGUCGACCUGUCGGCGCCGGGCGCGGCGGCGGCGGUGGCGGACGCGUGCCGCAGCGUGGGCUUCUUCCGCGCGACCAACCACGGCGUGCCGGCGGGAGUCGUCGACGCGCUGGAGUCCCGCGCGAUGGCGUUCUUCGCGCUGCCCGCCCAGGACAAGGUGGACAUGUCCGGCGCCGCCCAGCCCCUGGGCUACGGCAGCAAGACCAUCGGCUCCAACGGCGACGUCGGGUGGCUGGAGUACCUCCUGCUGUCCGUCAGCUCCAACUCCGUCAGGGUCUCCUCCCUGCCGCCGCCGCUCCGGACGGCAUUGGAGGAGUACACGGCGGCGGUGCGCGAGGUGGGCGGGCGGGUGCUGGAGCUGAUAGCGGAGGGGCUCGGCGUGGACCGCGCGCUGCUGCGGUCGAUGGUGGUGGGGCGGGAAGGCGGCGACGAGCUGGUGCGGGUGAACCACUACCCGCCCUGCCCGCUGCGGGCGCCGGGGGACUGCGGCGUGACGGGGUUCGGGGAGCACACGGACCCGCAGAUCAUCUCCGUGCUCAGGUCCAACUGCACCGCGGGCCUGCAGAUCAAGCUCCGGGACGGCAGGUGGGUCCCCGUGCCCCCCGACCCGGAAUCCUUCUUCGUCAACGUCGGAGACUCGCUGCAGGUCCUGACGAACGGGCGGUUCCGGAGCGUGAAGCACCGGGUGGCGGCGCCGGAGGGGGCGCAGUCGCGGCUGUCCGUGAUCUACUUCGGCGGGCCGGCGGCGUCGCAGCUGAUCGCGCCGUUGCCGCAGGUGAUGCAGGACGGGGAGCAGAGCCUGUACCGGGAGUUCACCUGGGGCGAGUACAAGCGCGCCGCCUACAAGACCCGCCUCGGCGACCACCGGCUCGGCCCCUUCGAGCUGCGCGCCGCCGCCGCCGCCGCCGCCGCCGCCAGCGAGCCCGCCGAUCCGCAGCCGCACUGCAGCACCAGCAGCAGCACCUGCAUGCCCCAGCAGCAGGUGGCGCAGGUGUACUAGCUCUAUCUAGCUGGGACCUGGGAGAGGCGUGCCAGGCUAGACUCUGGCUGCAGCAGCCUGCUGCCCUCUGCUGCAUCUGGAUGGAAUCAUCGAUUCGACCUCGCCUUUUGUUUAAUCCAUAUCGGGUAGGAGUAACUGGGUUGGAUCAUUGAUGUAGCAGUAACCCUGGUGUUGCCUCAUGCCUGGGACUGGGCCGGUCCAGGACUGGCACCUGCAGGCCUGUGCCUGAGCUUGACGGCCUUGACCACUGCCUGCGUGCAGAUGCCGGGCCGUCCUUGUAACUUUCCCGUAGAGUAGUUACUGUUUGCGUGUAUGCUGCCACUUUUGUUGCUUACUGUGUGUGCUCUACUUUAACCGGCUGGCGGUUGCUAA
This is a messenger RNA of Panicum virgatum (switchgrass), 1666 nucleotides long. Its product is annotated as gibberellin 2-beta-dioxygenase 3-like. The coding region runs from base 200 to 1294 and encodes 364 amino acids. The transcript has 3 exons. Gene Ontology annotation, biological process: gibberellin catabolic process; response to light stimulus. The record is from RefSeq and is a predicted model, not a curated record. NCBI's taxonomy places the organism in Eukaryota, Viridiplantae, Streptophyta, Magnoliopsida, Poales, Poaceae.